Boeremia exigua is the source of this 1614-nucleotide messenger RNA. RefSeq lists its product as uncharacterized. The coding region runs from base 1 to 1614 and encodes 537 amino acids. Gene Ontology annotation, molecular function: histone H2AQ104 methyltransferase activity; rRNA methyltransferase activity; RNA binding. Lineage: Eukaryota; Fungi; Ascomycota; Dothideomycetes; Pleosporales; Didymellaceae. Gene Ontology annotation, cellular component: box C/D methylation guide snoRNP complex; small-subunit processome. The record is from RefSeq and is a predicted model, not a curated record. The transcript is spliced from 2 exons. Gene Ontology annotation, biological process: rRNA methylation; box C/D sno(s)RNA 3'-end processing.
AUGCUAGCAACGUCGACCAGGCCUGCCGUUGCAGGUCCAAAUGGCAAGCCAACGUAUCACACGGUGACGGCUUUGAAGAGAUGGUCAUGUGAUGAUAAGGAUUUGCCAGCUGUCAACGACAUCAAGGCCAUACACGUCUACGACUUCGACAAUACUCUAUUCGCAAGUCCUCUUCCGAACAAGCAACUAUGGAACAGCGCCACGAUAGGCCAACUAGGUAGCCCAGACAUGUUUCUGAGUGGAGGCUGGUGGCACGAUGCCAGCAUCCUAGGAGCCACUGGCGAAGGUGCUGACAAGGAAGAGAUGCGCGGCUGGGCAGGCUGGUGGAAUGAACAGAUUGUCACACUUGUGGAGCAAUCGAUGCAGCAAAAGGAUGCUCUAAACGUUCUCCUUACCGGCCGCGGCGAGUCCAAUUUCGGUGACCUCAUCAAGCGCAUCGCUAGAAGCAGGAAACUCGACUUCGAUAUGGUUUGCCUGAAGCCCGCAAUCGGGCCCGCCGGGCAAAAGUUCAGGAACACGAUGGAAUUCAAGCAGGAAUUGCUCAAGGACAUCGUAUAUACAUACAAAGAUGCGGAAGAACUGCGAAUCUACGAGGAUCGUGUGAAGCAUACGAAAGGUUUCCGCGAUUUUUUCUUCCAGUUCAACAAAGAUCUGAUGGCUGGCCAACUAAAAGGCAACCGCAAACCCAUCGUCGCUGAAGUGAUCCAGGUUCCCGAGAACGCGACUCAGCUAGAUCCCGUCGCUGAGAUUGCUGAGAUUCAGAAGCUGAUGAACGCACACAACACGCAGGUCAGAAAUGGUACAGCGCCGCCUGGAACUGUACCAUACCAGAUCAAGAAGACGGUGUUCUACACAGGAUACAUGAUCCCCGCGAGCAUGACUGAGAGGUUGACUUCGCUCGUGAAGCUCCCCCAGGCAACUCCGGACAACGACGUCAGGUAUCUUGCCAACAGCAUUCUGAUCACCCCAAAGCCUUGCCCGAAGAGUAUCCUCGAUAAGGUCGGUGGUAUCGGAGCCAAGGUCAAAUGGAAGGUUACUGGCGUAUCUUGUUUUGAGAACAAGCUGUGGGCCGCCCGGGUCGAACCUGUACCGAAGACAGCGAAGUACUACUCUGAAAACCCUACCCCGACUGUCGUACUAGCUAUUCGCAAGAACGGGCGACCUGCAGAUGCAGCGCGCAUCGUGAACUGGCACCCGGUGUCAGACGAUCAGGCUUUUGAGUUCGACAGCGUGGUGGGCGAGAAGCAGAUGCUGCGCAUCGAGGAAGAGACCGCAAACGAGAGUGAGUGGGAAAGCUAUUUCCCGAAUAAGUCCUAUCAUAAACGCUCUGCAGAGCCCAACCACCGUCACGGGGACAACCGGUCACACAACGCGCGCGGCAAAGACGAUAACCGUCAAUCAGGAUACAGGGGCGGCCAUCAGAACCGGGGCCGUGGCGCUCACAGAAAUAAUCAGUACAACAAUCGUGGUAACCGAGGCGGGUACCGCGGCGACCGAGGUGGACGCGGCCGUGGUCGUGGUGGAGGUGGCCAGUCACAGUACAGGAGCCUGGAUGAUGUCGGAGGCAACUAUGGACAAUCAGGCAACGAUAACAACCCUGAUGCCUUUUACUGA